AGCUGUUUGAAGACGAACAGACGACAGGCUGUUCCGGAGAUGAACGAUGGGCAAACAAAGGCUGAACACUUGUGAGACAACCCGAGCUUCCUCUUGACAAAAUCAGUUUUUGCUGUUUUAAAUGGAGCGGAAAAGAGAUCUGACACGGACUUCAGCGCUUUACUGUUGCUGCCUCCUCAUCAGCUCCGUGCUGGCUGAAGACUGGACUCGCGUUAACACUGAGGACGAGCUCUUCAGCACCUUGUUCGGAGGCUACAGCAAGUGGACGCGUCCGGCGCAAAACAUCACCGACGUGGUUAUCGUCAAGUUCGGCCUCUCUAUCGCACAGCUGAUAGACGUGGAUGAGAAAAAUCAGAUGAUGACGACCAACGUGUGGCUGAAACAGGAAUGGACUGACUAUAAGCUGCAGUGGAGUCCCUCCGACUUCGACAAUGUGACGUCUAUCAGAGUUCCCUCUGAGCUCAUCUGGGUGCCGGACAUUGUGCUGUACAACAAUGCAGACGGAGAGUUCGCCGUCACCCACAUGACCAAGGCCCAUCUGUUUCACACCGGUCGUGUCCGCUGGGUGCCCCCGGCCAUCUACAAGUCCUCCUGCUCCAUCGAUGUCACCUUCUUCCCUUUCGACCAGCAGAGCUGCAAGAUGAAGUUCGGCUCCUGGACGUACGACCGCGCCAAGAUCGACCUGGAGCCCUUUGAGAACACGGUGGACUUAAAGGAUUACUGGGAGAGCGGAGAGUGGGCGAUUGUUAAUGCCGUGGGCACCUACAACACCAAGAAAUACGACUGCUGCCACGAGAUCUACCCCGACAUCACCUACUAUUUUGUCAUCCGCCGCCUCCCGUUGUUCUACACCAUCAACCUCAUCAUCCCCUGUCUCCUCAUCUCCUGCCUCACCGUCCUGGUCUUCUACCUACCGUCGGACUGCGGCGAGAAAAUCACGCUGUGCAUUUCCGUGCUGCUGUCGCUCACUGUCUUCCUGCUGCUCAUCACGGAGAUCAUCCCGUCCACGUCGCUGGUCAUACCGUUGAUCGGGGAGUAUCUGCUCUUCACUAUGAUUUUCGUCACGCUGUCCAUCGUCAUCACCGUGUUUGUGCUGAACGUGCACCACCGGUCGUCAGCGACCCACACCAUGCCUCGAUGGGUUCGGAGGCUUUUCCUCUCUGCGGUGCCACGCUGGCUGUGCAUGAAGCGUCCAGACCAUGGUCUCAGGCCUGUAAGGCGGAGCCGCCUGACUCAUAAACUCCUCCCCAUCCGGACUCCAGGCCUCUCCCACAGCACAUCCACCUGGAUCACUCAGGAGUCUGACAUCGAUCUCCAUGGUUACCAGGACGACAACGGUUGCCACAGCAGCCACCAGCUCGACUCCUUGGAUACCGGAGAUGCAAUUCACUACUGCGAUCUUCACGGUUAUCCAAUCACAGAUAAUCUGGCGAGGUUUGGGGUGAAGAUAGCUGGUCGGCCGAGGAUGUCUUCCCUCUCUCCUCCUUCCCCUCACUGUCUUGGUUACACCCUCCUCCCACAGAGACACUCCACAGUCAGCUUGGACUGGGACACCCCUCCUGUGGAGCAUGGUUCGACCCAGAGCCCAUCGGCCUCUGUUCUGUCUCCUGCAGUGGCAUCUGCCCUGGAGGGGGUGACCUACAUCGCAGAGCACCUUAGAGCAGAGGAUGCAGACUUCUCAGUGAAGGAGGACUGGAAGUAUGUAGCCAUGGUUGUAGACCGGAUCUUCCUGUGGAUGUUCAUUAUUGUGUGUCUGCUGGGGACAGUUGGACUCUUCCUGCCUCCCUGGCUCUCUGGGAUGUUUUAGAAACCAAACUGGAUAUCAAAAGAAUUAAUAAAAUAAUUAAAUUAAUAAAUCAAUGAUUCAGAAAAAGUGGAGUUUGUUUGUAGGUAAAGAAAGAGAGAUGAAAACUCACGUCUCUUAAGUUUCCUUGGAAGUAAGAUAACAUGUUUGACCUGAAGUACAAUUAAGGCUGCAAUUAACAGUUAUUUUCAUUAUCAAUUAAUCUGCCUUUUUGCUUGAAAAAUGACUUGAAAAAUUGUUGCUGAUUGUUUGUCGAUCGACUAAAUCUUCAAAAAUGCAUAAAACCCCAAAUAAAGCUUAUUUAGAAUUUAACUAUUUUCAAAGAAUUAAAUUAAAACUUCCUUUGUGAAA
This is a messenger RNA of Siniperca chuatsi (mandarin fish), 2155 nucleotides long. Its product is annotated as neuronal acetylcholine receptor subunit alpha-2-like. Gene Ontology annotation, cellular component: neuron projection; postsynaptic membrane; synapse. The transcript is spliced from 8 exons. Gene Ontology annotation, biological process: monoatomic ion transmembrane transport; signal transduction; regulation of membrane potential. Bases 122 to 1807 code for a protein of 561 amino acids. NCBI's taxonomy places the organism in Eukaryota, Metazoa, Chordata, Actinopteri, Centrarchiformes, Sinipercidae. Gene Ontology annotation, molecular function: transmembrane signaling receptor activity; acetylcholine-gated monoatomic cation-selective channel activity. The record is from RefSeq and is a predicted model, not a curated record.